Molecule: messenger RNA, 2034 nt
Organism: Amorphotheca resinae ATCC 22711
Lineage: Eukaryota; Fungi; Ascomycota; Leotiomycetes; Helotiales; Amorphothecaceae
Exons: 1
Coding region: 1-2034 (677 amino acids)
Source: RefSeq, a predicted model, not a curated record
AUGGCUCCCGCCAGGUCUUAUCUAGGCCAUAAAUUACGAUCUCUAAGUAGGAAAUUACUACGCCGCGCCGACCCUGCGCAAAAAGGCACGGCUCUAGGGGUAGCAGAUGAGAAUGACGACGAUGGUGAAAGUGUGCAAGACGUGCCCAGAAGAGACGAGGAAGUUAUGGAUGAGAAUGACGACGAUGGCGAAAACUUACAGGACGUGCCAGACUUUCUGAAAAAAUCACUUGAUCCCCAUUGGAUCGACAUCGAAAUGAUGGGGUACUGGCUCCAGAAGUGCGAGACAGAGCAUGGAGACAAAUGCUGCAAUCCUCUAGGCUUGGAUAUGUCAAGCCUCGGCCGCCCAGAGUUGCUCAUUGACAUACGAAAGAAAUGCCUAGUGGCAGCUGAGCCGGGUUAUCGUUACUCUUGUUUGAGUUAUGUAUGGGGAGGUGCGACUACGCUGAAAGCGGAGAAAGGAAACAUUGACAGUUUGAUGCAGGACAGGGCGUUGGAGCGUUACCGAGAGGAAAUCCCCAGGACCGUAAGAGACACUAUCGGCCUGGUUGACCAGCUUGGAAUCCCUUAUCUUUGGGUAGAUUCUCUCUGUAUUGUCCAAGAUGAUACGGAGGCGAAGGGCAGUCAAAUCCGGGCCAUGGCAGGAAUCUACGCCAAGGCAUAUGUUACUAUCAUCGCUGGUAAUGGAUGGGAUGCCAACCACGGGCUCCGAGGCAUCCAAGGAGUGACUGAACCGCGUCAACUUUCUCCGUUCUUGAAGAACAGCUUUCGGGACAAUCUCCAGCCCUACUCGGGCAUUUGGUAUUCGCGCGGAUGGACUUUUCAAGAAAUGAUAUUCUCACCUAGGAAGAUCAUGUUUCAAUAUCGACUCGCGAUCUGGGAGUGCAGCGAAAACUCGUGGCAUGAGGCAUCACUAUCUAAAGCUUCUACCCUUCCGGGCGUCGCUCAAAUUCACACAAGCAUUAACCGGUGGGCGUCCCAAGUUCAGUUCUCGGCAUUGCCAGAUGUAAAGCAAUAUGUCGAUAUGGCAUAUGAGUUUGCCACUAGAAAACUGACUUAUCCCCAAGAUGCGUGGAAUGCCAUCUCAAGUUUGUUGUCUGUCAUGAGCUCCUCGUUUGUGGGGGGUUUUAUUAGCGGCCUACCGGAAAUGUUCUUGAAUGAAGCCCUCCUGUGGCAGCCAAGAGAGCCAAUGCAGCGGCGGGUCCCUACAGACGCUGACAGCCUAUUACCUAGCUGGUCAUGGAUCGGCUGGGAAGGCGAGAUCACGAAGGAUGAAUGGGUUGAUCACUUCAGUCAUUUAUAUCUUUCCCGCUCUCUGCCUCCCUCUUCAUCGCGCGAGGUUGUACUCCAGGUAAGACCGCUGGUAAAAUGGUUCUAUGGAAAUACGCUGCAGGAAAGACUGCCUGCACAUGUUGUAGGCGAUAAUUAUAUUGGACAUCUCGCUGAUAAGUCAACGCUACCGGUUCCCGCAGAUUGGUCCUACGACGAGGACGCCCAAGGUUUCUAUCAUCAUGACAAAAACGGGAGAAGGACAAACGAAGACCCGUUCAAUUAUCCAUUACCCACCGCUUCUAGUCCGUCACCGCGUCUUACACCCGCGCGUUAUCUCUUCUGCCAUACCACAAGGGGGUUCUUCAAAAUCAACUAUCAGAACUUUGACUGGACUCCAAGACAAGCUUCCCUAAUCAUCGGGCUCGAAGACAGCACUGGCAACGGUGUCGGAGCUCUGAACCUCGAUCUCGACCUCACCGAUUUCACCUACCCUCCAUAUGGCACCGAGUACGAGCUAGUAGCCAUCGCCGCUGGUUCAUUAAUCCACGAUAGCUAUGAUAUGGGUGAAGUGAGUGCUCUUCUUGACUGGGGCAAUUUUGUAACACGCACAGGGACGCCCCCUAGCGACCCGAGGAUUGUUGAUUUCUACUACGUGUUCUGGAUAGGAUGGAAGGAUGGGAUCGCGUACCGCAGAGGCCUGGGCCGUGUGUUCAAACCAGCCUGGGAUCGCGAAGCUACGGAGAUUGAUCUUGUGUUGGGCUGA